AUGUUUCGAAUUAUAAUUAAAAAUAUCGUACCUGGUUUCAAUAAGACAACAUUAAGUGGAAAAUUAGAAAAUGCGAUCCGGCAUCUUCAGGGUAAUAAUAGGUUCUUAUCAGACAGAGCUUUUGCAGGUGAAGAUGACAAAUUUUCGCUUAAACAUGAAGAAGUUGGACGGCCUUUAUAUUUUGACGCACAAGCAACUACACCUAUAGAUCCACGCGUUUUAGACGCAAUGUUGCCAUUUCUUGUUACCUAUCAUGGGAAUCCGCAUUCGCGAACGCACGCGUAUGGAUGGGAAAGUGAGGCCGCCGUUGAGAAAGCAAGAGAGCAAGUAGCAAACCUUAUAGGAGCUGACCCUAAAGAAAUAAUUUUUACAUCUGGAGCUACCGAAUCAAACAAUAUUUCUAUUAAAGGUGUUGCACGCUUCUAUGCUCCAAGAAAGAAGCACAUUGUUACAACACAAAUUGAACAUAAAUGUGUGUUAGAUUCAUGCAGAGUUUUAGAAGGAGAGGGGUUUCAAGUAACAUAUUUGCCAGUAGGUCAAAAUGGUAUCAUAAAAUUGGAAGAUCUCGAAGCUGCACUUACACCAGAAACUAGUUUGGUUUCAAUUAUGACUGUUAACAAUGAAAUUGGUGUAAAACAGCCAAUUUCCGAAAUAGGGGCAAUCUGUAAGAAACAUAAAGUAUACUUCCACACAGAUUCAGCUCAGGCUAUAGGUAAAAUCCCUCUUGAUGUAAACAAAAUGAACAUUGAUCUAAUGUCUAUUUCUGGCCAUAAAGUCUAUGGGCCAAAGGGGGUUGGAGCUCUGUAUAUCAGACGUAGACCAAGAGUUCGUGUGGAACCCAUACAGAGUGGUGGUGGUCAAGAAAGAGGAAUUCGAAGUGGAACAGUUCCAACUCCCUUAGUAGUAGGUUUAGGUGCGGCAUGUGAGCUUUCAAAAAAUGAAAUGGCAUAUGAUCAUGCCUGGAUGGAAAAAUUGGCAAAAAGAUUUUUGGCUAAAAUAAAUUCAAAAUUAACCCAUGUUAUUCGGAAUGGGGAUGAGGAGCAAUCGUAUCCUGGAUGCAUUAAUUUGUCAUUUGCAUAUGUUGAAGGAGAGUCUCUGUUGAUGGCUUUAAAAGAUAUUGCAUUAUCAAGUGGAUCUGCCUGUACUUCAGCAUCUUUAGAACCAUCUUAUGUACUAAGAGCAAUAGGUACAGAUGAAGAUUUAGCUCAUAGCUCAAUUCGAUUUGGCUUAGGCAGAUUUACAACAAUAGAAGAAGUAGAUUACACAGCAGAAAAAACAAUAAGGCACGUAGAACGUCUGAGGGAAAUGAGUCCUCUUUGGGAGAUGGUACAAGAAGGUGUUGAUAUUAAAACUAUACAAUGGUCUCAGCAUUGA
Messenger RNA from Leptosia nina, 1374 nucleotides. The record is from the annotation of a GenBank genome assembly. Lineage: Eukaryota; Metazoa; Arthropoda; Insecta; Lepidoptera; Pieridae.